AAAUUCAUGACACAUCCAAAAACCCCAAAUUAUAUUCAAAAAAGAAAAUAAUAAAAGAAAAAACACAAUAUAAACUUGUUCCAAACGGAGCAGCCACCGGAUCCGAUCCGAUCCGAUCCAACAGUGACGUGCAAUCCGUAAACCCCUCAGAUCAAAAUCUCAAACUUUUGUUUUUGCUUUAUACUUGAGAAUCAGGGCUUUUUCUUAUAACACGCAAAUUUCAUUUCACGUUUUUUACACGCUCUACUUUUCCAAAUGAACUGCGAAGUUUGUCAACUCAAAGAACUGGAUGUAGAAUACUUUGAGAUACGUGAAGUUCUUCGAUGCAUCCUACACACGAUUUUCUUUCACAGAGCUUUAGGCCUGGUGCGGCCCAAAGACAUUGAUUUGGAACUUUUUGAAAUUACCUAUGUCCAAUGUGGCGAUGCAGAGCUGGAAAAGAAAGUAGAUGAGAAAAUUGAUCAGUUCAUUGAUAAAGUAGAGAAACACCCAAACAAGAAAAACCAGAUAAUUUUAUCUUUUUUCGAAGUAAAGAACAAACAAGCAACGUGGUUUACACACAAAGUUGAACACUUGGACUGGGAGCGGUGGUAUAUAAAUUUAAAUGUCUCCCAACACCCGAGAUCACAUUCUAGCAAGUCACAUCAUUCUAAACUAGUUGUAGACCCAGGAGAAAGUGCAUCUGAUGAGAGAAGUGCUCGGCGGGCAACACUGGAGUCCACUCUGCAUGAAGUUUUAUUUCAGAUAAUCAAAUUUGUGAAUGAGAAGAAAGAUCAUAUUCCCCCAAUACCAAAUAUGGAGGGAGUCUCAUUUCCUUAUGAAAUUACUAUCUCAAGCUCAUCAGAUUCAGCGUUCGGGAUGGACAUGUUUAAGAGGAUGCUCCAAACUGGGCACCCGACCAUGCUCAGCUGAUUUUAUAAGCUCUUGAACCUCAGGUCCUGCCGUCCUGGCAUUUCAGCAGCUUCUGGAUGAGAGUGCCCAUGUAACUCGGUAGUUCUGUAAAAAUCCUUAGCUUUGCAAAUGAUAAUCUGGCUUCAGAUCACACUUUAUUACAUUUGUUCAUAUGCACGAAGAUUUUUAGGUAUCUUGUAAAGUUUGUCUGUACUAGUGAAUUUGAACCAGAGGAAUAUGCAGAUGGUGGAUUAGGAUCCAACUUCAAUUGUGUUGGUUAGGUUUUCAUGUACGCAUAUCAUAUAUGUUUUUUUUGUUUUAAA
Erigeron canadensis is the source of this 1214-nucleotide messenger RNA. RefSeq names its product autophagy-related protein 101. The transcript has 7 exons. Lineage: Eukaryota; Viridiplantae; Streptophyta; Magnoliopsida; Asterales; Asteraceae. Gene Ontology annotation, biological process: autophagy; autophagosome assembly. The record is from RefSeq and is a predicted model, not a curated record. Bases 256 to 912 code for a protein of 218 amino acids. Gene Ontology annotation, cellular component: phagophore assembly site.